Molecule: messenger RNA, 513 nt
Organism: Myotis brandtii (Brandt's bat)
Lineage: Eukaryota; Metazoa; Chordata; Mammalia; Chiroptera; Vespertilionidae
Gene: CUNH20orf141
Product: chromosome unknown open reading frame, human C20orf141
Exons: 3
Coding region: 1-513 (170 amino acids)
Source: RefSeq, a predicted model, not a curated record
AUGGAACUCGAGACCCUUGCUCUGUUACCCGGGCCUGAAGUCCUUGCUUAUCCUACCCCUGUCUCUCCCAGGGGCCUGGGUGCUGGGGAGGGAUUGGGCAGUUCAAUGGGUCCAUGUGUGUUCUUCUGGGGCCCUAGCCCCGCCCAGCUCCUGGACAGUGUCCUAGGGCUGGGAGCACUGGGGUUGACAGUUCGGGCAGUCUUUUCCACGGCUGGCCCAGCCCUGCUGCUGCUGCUGCUACUGGUCAGCUUCCUGGCCUUCGACCUGCUCCACAGGCCCACAGCUCCCACCCGGCCACAGCACACACUUCUCACAGGGGGCCAAAGUCAAGGGGCCGGCGAGGGCCCAAGACAGCAGGAGGCUCUACUCCUGCAGACAGUGGCAAUCACAGGACGACUCAGCCUCCAGGAGGCUCUGCUCCUACUGCUCCUGGGCCUGGAGCUGCUCUUGGGAGCCCGAGGCAUGCCCUUGGCCCUGCUUGGCCUGGCUUUCUGCCUCUAUCCUUGGGCCUGA